This is a messenger RNA of Schistosoma mattheei, 1742 nucleotides long. Lineage: Eukaryota; Metazoa; Platyhelminthes; Trematoda; Strigeidida; Schistosomatidae. The record is from the annotation of a GenBank genome assembly.
UGGAUACGGAUACCUCCGGUCUCUUUUAGGUUAAUACUUGGGGUAAUAAAUGACUCAUCACUAUUGGACACAGAGGCCUACGAAGGGGGAAGGCUUUUCGAUUUUAUUCAUAACAGUUUGAAACUACCAGUUAUUGGAGGUUGAACUGCUUUAAACAAUGAAUUUUUAGCCACAUCUUAAGGUCUUCGUGUUACUGCGCUGACAUCAAUUUCUCAUCUACGUUGCAGUAAAGUGAUGAACAGCAGGUUCGGGCGCAAAAAGACUAAAAAUCCCCCUACUUUUCUCAUGAAUUCAUUAUUACAAAUCAUGGGGACAUUGUCAGUGUUUUGGCGAUGCUAAUCAUCGUUGGUUUGCUGCACAAGGGAACUCAUGUUUUAUCUUCAUCUUUCAUAUUCAUCCAGUACAACAACACCGACGAAAACCAAGAAAAUGCCUUAUUAUACAGCCCAGGAGCAAAAGAUUUAUGCGUAAUAUUUUUUUACACUCUUAUAUGUAUUGUGUCACAUGCUGUACUUCAAGAGUAUCUCUUUGACAAAGUGACUCGAAAGUUAAGUUUGACAAAGGUUCGGCUAGCUAAAUUCAACGAAUCUGCCCACCUUGCAUGCUUUUAUGCUUUGUCCACAGUUUGGGCCGCUUACAGUAUUAUUAACGAAGGUUUUAUAGAAAAUUUGAGUAGUUUGUGGGAUAAUUAUCCACAGAGAUGGCUGCCAUUCUGGAUCAAAUUGUUUUUCAUCACUCAAAUUUGCUACUGGCUUCAUGACUAUCCAGAGCUUUAUUUCCAGCGUGUAAAAAAAGAACUCAUACCUGCACGACUGUUUCAUGCAACAAUGUAUCUUCUCGGCAUAUCUUUGGCUUAUGUUGGAGGAUUAACUAAAUUAUGUAUGGUAGUUCUUGUUCUUCACUACGGUACUGAUUUCUUCUUGCAUGUUUCUCGGGCAUUGCACCUUGCGGAGUAUAAGUUUGCAUCCAUUGGUUUCACAAUAUGGAAUUUGACUUUUAUACCAGUGCGGAUGGCAUGCGUAAUCCUUGGUUUUCUCACUUUGCAUCAUGGCUUAGGAAAAUAUUCUGUUACGUUGGUGAGAAUCGCCGAUGGGAAUUUCAAUACUCCAUCCAUAAGAAUUGCUGCAAUGCUAUUUUUCUUCACUACACAAGCUUUAAUGGUGUGGAAUUUCAUAACCUUCCAUCAACGGCAUCGUAGAGACAAGCAACAAUCACAUACUUCUAAGAGUUGGUUCUUUAUUAGUCAAGAUUCUGGACAGCGGAAAAAGGAGAAGAGAAAAGUUAAACGGGAAGACGAAGACACUAGCGAUCAAACGGAAACUGAUCAGAAUCCACAACAAAAGGAAUUAAAACGACGAAAGCCGAUCAAAGUGCGUUCACAGUAACCUACAAAGCUACGUGUAUGAUCUUCUUUCUACUUUCAUUGAAAGUUUUCUAAAUUUGUUUCCGCUAAUUUUAUCUACUUGUUUUCCUCUUGUAAAUCUAGACUACUUUCAUAUUAAGAAUAAAAGUCCUUUUUCUUGUUUAACUGAACAAUAGGAAUGCUUAUUUUUAAUGUCAAGUUGUUACCACAAAUUAAAAUAUUUUACAGUUUAAUUGACGAUUUUGUUUUUCAACAUCUCUGUUGCUUUACUCUAGCCAAUUUUCCUUUUCUUUUUUUUUGAGAAGCUUUGUAUGUGCUAGUAAAUUAAUCCAACAAUUGUAUAAUAUUUAUAGUUCGAGUAUACGUUACACUUUUGGUA